Molecule: messenger RNA, 952 nt
Organism: Tripterygium wilfordii
Lineage: Eukaryota; Viridiplantae; Streptophyta; Magnoliopsida; Celastrales; Celastraceae
Product: transcription factor TCP11
Exons: 1
Coding region: 242-718 (158 amino acids)
Cellular component (GO): nucleus
Molecular function (GO): sequence-specific DNA binding; DNA-binding transcription factor activity
Source: RefSeq, a predicted model, not a curated record
AAAAAAUAUUGAUUGAAAGUGGGGCCGAUGGAUGCAAAGAGAAUCACGAUUGGACCUGUUUGUGGACCCCAUAGCACAAAAGUGGGCCCAUUAAGACAUAUUGUAUAUAAGCCUGCAAGAGCUGAACUCAUACCCGUCAAGGUGGGGUCAAUAGAAUCCAACUCCUCAACAGCUCACCCACCUUCCUCACUCUCAAUUCACAAACCCUAGAUUUUCGUUGUCCCUACCAUAACCCUCGGUCAUGGAUUCCCAGUCACAACCCAAUACGCAGUCCAUCGUAGCUCGCAAACCCUCGUCAAAGGACCGCCACAGCAAGGUGAACGGCCGGGGACGCCGGAUCCGGAUGCCUGCUCUUACCGCAGCCCGGAUCUUUCAGCUGACACGAGAGCUUGGCCACCGAUCCGACGGAGAGACCAUUGAGUGGCUCUUGCACCAGGUCGAGCCAUCACUCAUUACCGCUACAGGGUCUGGCAUUGCGCCUUCUACCGCAGAUUCCUCCAACGACGGACCCGUCCCUCUCUCAUCGGUUCCGCCAGCCACCUCGUCCCAGGCACAACCCGGGAUGUAUGAGGUGGCGCCGCCAAGCUGUCGGCUUAACUUAGGGAUCGAAUACCGGAACAUGCCGUUCACACAGUUGUUGUUGCAGCCGGAGACCGAGGCUUCCGAAGAGAGGCAGCAGGAGGAGGAGGUUACCGACAAUCAUCCGCACGAAGUGUAAAAACUUAAAAUUUCCAUUUAGACGGUGUGAUUGGGCUAAAUAGGCGUCUUCUUCAGUAACUAAUUUUAGGGUUUUAAGUGUUUGUGCGGGUGGCGGAGAUGUCAAAAUAUUAUAUAAAUCAAAUUGAAAUUUUAUGGCCCCUUAUGUACAGAGUUUGAAGACUGCAUGAAGCACAAAGAUUUCACUUCCCUUGUAUUGAUAAUUUCUCAAUAUGAGCUCUGUUUUACCUGUGCA